AUGCGCCAAAAGACUAUAGAAGAGCAAUAUAAGAAGAUGACUCAUAUUGAGCACAUUCUUCAGAGGCCAGAUACAUAUAUUGGCAGUUUAUAAAGAACUUCUGAACAAAUGUGGAUAAUACAAAAUGGAAAAAUGAUUUAAAAAGAAAUUGAAUAUGUGCCCGGGUUUUUUAAAAUAUUCGAUGAAAUUUUGGUGAAUGCAGCUGAUAAUCUACAAAGAGAUACUCGAUAACACAAAUAGUCCUAUAUUAAGGUAGACAUAGGAAAUGAAAUUUCAAUUAAAAAUGAUGGAUUUCCCAUCCCAGUUGAAAUCCAUAAAGAAUAGCAAAUCUAUGUGCCAGAACUAAUUUUCGGAGUGUUUCUGACUGGAAGCAAUUUCGACGAUACUGAAAAAAGAGUGGUAGGAGGGAGGAAUGGAUAUGGAGCAAAAUUGACAAAUGUAUAUUCUACAGAGUUCACUCUUGAAGUGUGUGAUGGUAAUAAUUACUUUAAGUUGGUUUGGAGCAAUAAUAUGAGUAACAAACAGAUUCCUACCAUUAAAUAAUUAAAAAAAGAUCCUUAUGUGAGUAUUACCUAUAAGCCAGAUUAUAAGAGGUUUGGGAUGAAAGAGAUAGAAACAGAUACUCAAGCUUUGUUAACUAGAAGAGUCUAUGAUUUAGCUGGAAUCUAUGGAAAUAGAAUUAAUGUGUAUUUGAAUGAUGAAAAAAUUAAAAUCAAUUCCUUUCAAAAAUAUGUAGAUUUAUAUUUACCAACUGAAGGAGCAAUUAAAAUAUUCGAUAAAGAUAUGACUACUCCUAGGUGGGAAGUGGUUGUAAGUUAUUCACCAACAUAAUUUUAACAUGUUUCAUUUGUUAAUGCCAUUAAUACUGCAAAAGGAGGAACUCAUGUUAAUUAUGUGACAGAUAAAAUUAUACAAGAAAUUUAAAAUGAAAUGAAUAAUAAUAAAAAGUACAAGUCAAUAGAAGUUUAAAAAUAUCAAAUUAAAUAAUCAUUAUGGGUAUUUAUUAAUUGUUUGAUUGAUAAUCCAACAUUUGAUUCAUAAACAAAAGAGAAUAUGACAACUAAGGUUUCAGAGUUUGGAGGUUCGAGUGAAGAGAAAUUUAAGGUGACUGAGAAAUUCUCAAAAGCUUUGAUAAAGACAGAUAUUAUUGAAACUAUAUUUUAGUAAGCCAAAGCAAAAGCAGAUGCCAAAUUGAAUAAGUAAUUGAAAGGUACAAAAACUGGCAGAUUACAUGGAAUUGAAAAACUGGAUGAUGCUAAUGAUGCAGGAAAAAAGAACUCAGAACUUUGCACCCUUAUAUUAACAGAAGGAGAUUCAGCAAAAGCAUUGGCUAUGGCAGGCAUUGAUAUUGUAGGAAGAGAUCGGUAUGGUGUAUUUCCAUUAAAGGGUAAGCUUUUAAAUGUAAGAGAGGCAUCAUUAAAAUAAAUUCUACAAAAUGAAGAAAUUGAAAAUUUGAUAAAAAUAAUAGGAUUGUAGAAGGAAAGACAAUAUACGGAUUUAAAAUCACUUAGAUAUGGAUCGGUAAUGAUUAUGACAGAUCAGGAUAUUGAUGGAUCACAUAUCAAGGGUUUGAUUAUCAACUUUAUUCAUCAUUUUUGGCCCUCAUUGGUGAAGUAUAGCGGGUUUUUGAAAGAGUUUGUAACACCUCUAAUAAAGGCAACGAAGGGAAAUUAAACAAUACCAUUCUUCACAGUCUAAGAUUUUAACAAAUUCGCACAAGAAGAGGAUAUUAAGAGUUGGAAGAUUAAAUAUUACAAAGGGUUAGGUACAUCUGAUGAUCAAGAGGCUUAGGAGUAUUUUAAAAAUUUGAGAACCCAUACAAUAUAGUUUAGAUAUGAUGGAGAUGAAGAUGAUAAUUCAAUUGAUUUGUGUUUUAAUAAGAAAAAGGCAAAUGAUAGAAAACAAUGGUUAGCCCAAUAUAAUCAUGAUUUGUAUGUGGAUCAUACAAAAAGCGAAUUAGGCUAUUCAGAAUUCAUACACAAAGAGUUGAUUCACUUUUCUAUGGCUGAUAAUAUCAGAUCUAUUCCAUCCCUCAUGGAUGGCUUAAAGCCAGGAUAGAGAAAAGUAUUAUUCGCCUGUUUUAAGAGAAAUUUGAAAUAAGAAAUAAAGGUGGUUUAAUUGGGAGGUUACAUAGCUGAACACUCCGCUUAUCAUCAUGGAGACUUAUCGUUGGUUUCUACAAUUAUAGGGAUGGCUUAGAAUUUUGUCGGUUCCAAUAACAUCAAUUUAUUAUUACCUAAAGGUUAGUUUGGUAGCAGAGCUAUGGGUGGCAAGGAUCAUGCAUCUGCAAGAUAUAUUUCUACAGCUCUUAAUAAGAUUACGAGGUAUGUCUUCCCUGAAUAGGAUGAUCAUUUAUUAAAGUAUCUGGAAGACGAUGGGUAGAUGGUUGAACCAGAAUAUUAUGUGCCUAUCAUCCCUAUGAGUUUAGUGAAUGGAGCUGAAGGUAUUGGUACGGGUUGGUCUACAUCAAUCUAAAAUUAUAAUCCAAUUGAAUUAGUCCAAUAAAUUAAAAAUAGAUUGGAUGGACAAUAAUUUCUGUCGAUGACUCCUUUUUAUAGAAAUUUUGAUGGUAUAAUUGAAAAUUUGCCAAAUGGCAAUGGAAUCAUCAAAGGCAUAAUUGAUUGCAAUGAAGCCACAGAUAUUGUCACUAUUAGAGAAUUGCCGAUUAAAAAGUGGACAAGAAAUUACAAGGAAUGGUUAGAUAAAGAAAUGGCUGAGGAAGGAAGUUAAAUUGUAGAUUUGAGAGAAUAUCAUACUAAGUACAAAAUUCAUUUUGAAAUAUAAAUGGCAGAUGGGUUUGUAUAGAGUUUGAAAAAUCCCUUAGAAUACUUUAAACUGAGUACACCAGCCUCUUGUAGUAAUAUGGUGUUAUUUGAUUCAAAUAAUAAAAUAAAAAAAUAUGAAUGUGUUUCAGAUAUAAUGGAAGAAUUCUAUUAAGUGAGACUAUAGUUUUAUCAUAAACGAAAGGAUUAUCUUAUAUCAAAGUUGGAUAGAGAAGUAUAGUUAUUAGAUAAUAAACUAAAAUUCAUUAAGAUGGUGAUUAGUGAAGAGAUUAAACUAAGAAACGUUAAGAAAAUUGAUUUAGUGAAGCAACUCGACAAGAAUGGAUUUACUCGUUUCUCAUAAUUGAUUUAAGUAAAAUCUACAAAAGUAAAGGCAUUUGGAGAUUCUUAAAAAUAAUAGAAAAAUGUUGAUGACGAUGAAAGUGAAGAUUAAGAAGUAUCAGGAGAUGAGGGAAAGCAAUAAAAAAAAUAAAUUUCAAAAAAAUUAUAAUCAACGCCAUCAAUCGAUAUAAGUGAAUUUAAUUAUUUAUUAUCGAUGCCAUUAUUCUCACUUACUUAUGAAAAAGUAGAGAAAUUGCAAGAAGAAUUAAAUUAAAGAGUUUAAAGCAGAGAUGCCUUAGUUAAUAAAGAGGUAUCACUCAUGUGGAGAGAAGAUUUAGAUAAGUUUGUAGAGGCUUAUGAAGAAAUGAAUGAAAUAGAGUUGCGUUUAAUUAAUUAAUAAGAAAAGAUGCCAGGAAAAUAAAUGAAAAAACCUAAAAAGAAAAAUGAUAAAUAAGAUUAAAAAAUAGUUGAGGAGAAAGUACAAAAGUCAAAACCUAUUAAGAGUAAAGAUCCAGUUGAAGAUAUACUAUCUAAAUAUAAAAAAUAAGAUGAGAAAUAAAGCGAAUUGAAUUCUAAACAAAUUGAAUUCAAUGCUAAGUCAUAAAACUAAAAGCUAUAGGAAUCAAAAUAAUAAGUUGAUAAUUCCAAGUAGGUUUCUUAAUCAAUUUAGGGUAGAAGGAUAAGAAAGUUAAAGGUGGAAAGCAGCUCUGAAGAUGAUUGA
Paramecium octaurelia is the source of this 3825-nucleotide messenger RNA. Lineage: Eukaryota; Ciliophora; Oligohymenophorea; Peniculida; Parameciidae. The record is from the annotation of a GenBank genome assembly.